This is a messenger RNA of Coregonus clupeaformis (lake whitefish), 2670 nucleotides long. Its product is annotated as small conductance calcium-activated potassium channel protein 2-like. The transcript is spliced from 8 exons. The record is from RefSeq and is a predicted model, not a curated record. Gene Ontology annotation, cellular component: neuron projection; neuronal cell body; plasma membrane. Gene Ontology annotation, biological process: potassium ion transmembrane transport. Bases 224 to 2269 code for a protein of 681 amino acids. Lineage: Eukaryota; Metazoa; Chordata; Actinopteri; Salmoniformes; Salmonidae. Gene Ontology annotation, molecular function: calmodulin binding; small conductance calcium-activated potassium channel activity.
CUCAUCGUCAUCCCAGUUUUUCAGGCAGGAACCAAAUCAAGAGGAUCCCUCAACAGAGACUGUCGAUCACCAGCAGGAUCAUUUCACAUCCCGAUGCAGAGGAGAAGACUGGCUGAAGGAGUAUAGUCAAUGGCAGCAGACCCAUAAUCAUUUCAAGCUUAAAGAGCAUAACCUACCACCAGUCUCAACUACUGAAAAACCAGAACCUUCGCUCAAUAUACCUAUGAAUGGCAAUGAGUCAAGUGAAGUUAGGCAGCUCUUUGUUUUGUCUCAACCUCAAGACCAGCAGCUACCUCCCAUAGAAAUGCAACACCAAUGGAUGUUAAGGAGUGGUUUACCUAGCUGCUGUGCCAAUGAAGAUGGAGUACAUUGUGGGAGCCAACAACCUUCCUUACACCAGCAUCAAGACCCUGAAUGGCAGCAUUGUUGUGAUCAUUUUAGCACCCUAAAAUGCCAUCAGUUUUCUCUCUACCCAUCCAUCAGCAGCAGCCCACGAGUGAGGAACGCUUCCGGUAGCCAUCGGUGGCCGGAGAACCAUAAUCUAGUGGGAAAAAGGCAACGACAAAGAGAGCAGCAGGUACAUCCUCAUACCAAAAAGGUUGGUCAUGUUGGAUUGACGCCUUCCCUGUCCAAGAGCAGUAGCCCACUCCUUCCCGACACAGUUGUGACCAGUGCUAAAUACAGUGGGGAUGUUGGGAGACUCCUGAGCAGCCUUGGAGCUUCGCCACCAAACCUUUCAGAGCUGGACUCAGAGAGACAAGAGCCCCUCCAGACACUCCAAAGGUCCGUCUUGGAGGAGGUGUUCUCGAAAGGCUUCAGCGAGAACAACAGUAAGGCCAACAGUGAAGGAGCAAGAGACGCGCCACAGAAGAGGACCAAGGAUAUUGGCUAUAGAUUGAGCCAGCGUAGGGCGCUCUUUGGAAAGCGCAAACAGUUGAGCGACUAUGCCUUGAUCUUUGGGAUGCUUGGAAUCGUCAUCAUGGUGAUGGAGACGGAACUGUCCUGGGGGGUUUACACGAAGGAAUCCUCAUACUCAUUUUCUCUGAAAUGCCUUAUCAGCCUUUCAACUGCUAUAUUACUCGGACUAAUCAUGAUGUACCAUACACGGGAAAUACAGCUCUUCAUGGUGGACAAUGCAGCUGAUGACUGGAGGAUUGCCAUGACAUAUGAGCGGAUCUUCCUGGUUCUGCUGGAGCUGCUGGUCUGUGCCAUCCACCCCAUUCCGGGCCAGUACGUCUUCACCUGGACAGCCCGGCUGGCCUUCACCUACACGCCCUCAGUAACCGAUGCCGACGUCGACAUCGUCCUCUCCAUCCCCAUGUUCCUCAGGCUCUACCUGAUCGGUCGCGUCAUGCUGCUGCACAGCAAGCUCUUCACAGACGCCUCGUCGCGCAGCAUCGGCGCACUCAACAAGAUCAACUUCAAUACGCGCUUCGUCAUGAAGACUCUCAUGACCAUCUGCCCCGGCACCGUGCUGCUGGUCUUCAGCGUCUCCUGUUGGAUCAUCGCAUCGUGGACAGUGCGCGUCUGUGAGAGAUAUCAUGACACACAGGAAGUGACCAGUAACUUCCUUGGGGCCAUGUGGCUCAUCUCUGUCACCUUUCUCUCCAUUGGUUAUGGAGACAUGGUCCCUCACACUUACUGUGGAAAGGGUGUGUGUCUACUGACUGGAAUCAUGGGGGCCGGCUGCACUGCCCUGGUGGUUGCGGUAGUUGCCAGGAAGUCAGAGUUGACCAGAGCUGAGAAGCACGUUCACAACUUCAUGAUAGACUCUCAGCUCUACAAACGAGUGAAAAACACAGCUGCCAAUGUACUCAGGGAGACAUGGCUCAUCUACAAACACACCAAAUUAGUCAAGAAGAUCGAUCACGCCAGGGUACGCAAACAUCAAAGGAAAUUCCUGCAAGCCAUUCACCAAUUGCGCAGAGUCAAAAUGGAACAGAGGAAACUCAUCGACCAGGCUAAUACACUUGUGGAUCUAGCCAAGACUCAGAACAUGAUGUACGACCUGGUGUCUGACCUGCAGCGGCUCAGCAAGGAGCUGGAUAGGAGGAUCGGUAGUCUGGACGACAAACUGGACUCCCUCCUAGUCAGUCUGCAGGCCCUACCCAGCCUGCUGUCCCAGGCCGUCACACAGCAGCACAGGGACUUCCUGGAUGGCUUGGCCCCCCGUGUACGGACAGCCUCGAAGGGCUCCGAGGACGAUUGGGUUCCCGCCAGGCGCCAACGGUCCCUCUCCACUGCACCACAGACCAUACCUUACAGCUGACAGCCUGCCAGCUCGGGACAUUUUAGCCUCUGUCUAUUAAUUUGAGAGUGGUUAGAUCUCUCCAGCACCAUCCCUCAGCUGUUUACCAAAACAAGUAGAGGGGUGACCGAUUUGAAGGUUUUCUGAAUCCCAAAUUCCUGUCAAUGUACCUGGGUCAUUCUUGAAUUGCGGUGGAAUUUGGGCAUGGCAUUUUGGGAAAAAAUUAUUUAAAUUGUAUUUAUACUAUUGUUUUAUUUUGUUAAAUGGUUUACAUUUUUUAUAUACUAUUUUUUUGUUUUUGUAAUACCAAUUACACCAAAUGUAGGCUGUCAUACUAAAGUGUGAUUAGCUAAUAAUUGUCUUUAACCCCAUAAAGUCUAAUUAGCAUAGUAAAAAAAUCCCCAUAAAAAUCUGUCAGUUUA